This is a messenger RNA of Carcharodon carcharias (great white shark), 315 nucleotides long. Its product is annotated as somatostatin-1A-like. Gene Ontology annotation, biological process: regulation of cell migration. Bases 1 to 315 code for a protein of 104 amino acids. The transcript has 2 exons. Gene Ontology annotation, cellular component: extracellular region. Lineage: Eukaryota; Metazoa; Chordata; Chondrichthyes; Lamniformes; Lamnidae. Gene Ontology annotation, molecular function: hormone activity. The record is from RefSeq and is a predicted model, not a curated record.
AUGUCAAGAUCACAGGCUCAAGUCCUCCUCACUCUGAUCUCUGUCGCUCUGCUGUUGCUAAGAGGAUUGGGAACAGCCAGAGGGGAGGGUCUGCCAGACAUCUUACAGGAGAGGGACCCCAAGGGGAAAGAGGAUCUGUCCAGGGUGAUGGUGCUGAAACUGGUCUCGGAGCUGCUGCGGGCCGAGCACAAGGCGCUGCCUAGCCCCGGGAGGAGGGAGACGGCUCUGGGUGAGCUCUUUCGCCGGUGGAGCUCCCCGCGGGACCGCAAAGCCGGCUGCAAGAACUUCUUCUGGAAAACCUUCACCUCCUGUUAA